ACUAAUGACAUCAAGUGUCUAGUGGUCAUCUAAGAUAAUUAUUCAUUUUUAUCGUAGACUUUUAUCACAAAUUAAAAGUUAUUGAACUAAGUCGGCAUGAAAUUGUUUACUUUGGCUAGGGUUGAAAUUAAAUAAUCAAAAGUGAAUAUGAUCAGUUACUUAUUCAUUAGUUAUAAUUUGUAUUGAUGUUCUGAAUUCACUAAAUUACAUUUUCUAGCUUUUAAUUUUAUAAAUAACAAUUAAAAAUGUAUUUUAAUAGAAUUGUUUGGUUUUUUCUUAUUGGUCUGAACAGUGCACUUUCAUCGAAAGUUUUAGAAUUAAGUGAUAAAUUCAUUGAUAUAAGUAAGGAUGGGAUAUGGUUUGUGAAGUUCUAUGCACCUUGGUGUGCCUACUGCAGCAGAUUAGAGCCAGUUUGGGCACAUGUGGCACAGGGUUUAUUUAAUACUCCUAUAAAGGUGGCUAAAGUUGACUGCACCCGUUUUUCUGCUGUUGCUAGUCAUUUUCAAAUUCGAGCUUACCCAACAAUUAUGUUCAUUCACGGCUCAACAACACAUGUGUAUAAUGGGGAAAGAAUCAAAGAAGAUAUGGUUAACUAUGCAUUAAGAAUGGCCCAACCUCCAGUGCAGAAGGUAUCCUAUGCAGAUAGUAUUGAGAAUUUAAAAGAUACACAUGAUAUCUUUUUUGGUUAUAUUGGAAAUCACCAGGAUACUCUGUGGGAGGUGUACACAAUUCAAGCUAUUAAAUAUCAACCACAUAAUUGGUUUUAUUCAAUGAGUUAUGAAAUAGUUAAAAAAGACUUAAAACCACCAAAUAGUACCUGUGUUUUUGUUUACAAGGAUGAUGAUAUAUACUACUUUGCAGCAACGCCAGAAUUAAUACAAGAUAAGGAAACAUUGAAUACAACUCUGGAUAAAUGGGUGCAUUCUGAGAGAUUUGGUUUCUACCCUAAAAUCACAAGGUCAAAUUUCAAUGAACUACUGGAAAUAGAAAAGUAUUUGGUCAUUACAGUGGUUUCAGAAAACAAACUAAAUGAAAUAUCUCAAACAGAAAAAGAUUUCAAAGAUAUGAUAGAAAGUAUAAUAAGAAAAAGAAAACAUGAGCUUCACCAUAAAUUCCAGUUUGGUUGGAUGGGUUCCCCAGAUCUGGCCAACUCAAUUGUUAUGUAUGACUUAUCAGUCCCUCAUAUAAUAGUCCUCAAUUCAACAACCCAUCACCAUCAUUUGCCAGAUGAUGACCCUAUUUUAAUGACGCCUGAGGCUGUAUCAAUGUUCCUUGAUGAAAUACAUAAUGAAAUUGCUCCAGCCUAUGGAGGGAAAAGUUUCAUUGUACGGCUGUACAGAGGAUUUUACGAAGCCCGGGCUACGGUAAGCAGUAUGUGGCGUGGAAAUCCCAUUUUAACCGCAUUGGUAUUCGGCCUUCCUCUUGGCUUUCUCUCACUACUCUGUUAUUCUAUAUGCUGUGCGGACAUUUUGGAUGCUGAUGAGGAAGAAUAUCCUGAUCAACACGAGAAGAAGGAUUAGUGCCGGCGUCGAACUAAGUUUAAGUUAAUAAUAAUUAUGUGCAAAUUUAAAUAUUGUCACUUGAAUCUAGGUUAAGGGUGGAAUUUUCAUGCUAGUCUUAUUUAAACGUACCACAAUCACUGGAGAUCAAAGUGUGAUCGUAAUUCCUUACGAUGUAACAUAAUGGAUGGCUUUUUACCAGGGUUGCCAAAAGUUGUCGUCAAAAAGUCGCGUCAACCUAUAUGAUACAAAAUCUCAUAUACAAUCUAGUACACAUGAGUAAUAAUUAUCAUGACAUUUAACAUAAAUAAUUAUUCUAUAAAUAAUUAGUUAAAACUUGACUGGUCGGUUUCAUAAAUACUUUUUACUCCUUUCUGUUAUUCGUCCUUCAGUUUUAAAUAGCAGCAGCCUUGCAGUCUUAUGUGUGUUUCUUACAUAAAGGGCCCAGUGACCUUCUAUACAAACUUCGUAAUAAAUUAUAUUUAUUACCAUAGACAUCCAAACAAAAUGACAAUAACCUUAUUUAAUUAUUGUCCUUGAUUUUUUGAUGAAGCCAAGCCUAAUAUUAUGACAAGUAACUUAGCAUUACCUAAGAAUUAUGAUCUCUAGGAUUAUGUAUGCUUUUAGCAUAUUUGUACAUGAAAUAUAACUUUUUAUA
This is a messenger RNA of Pieris rapae (cabbage white), 2157 nucleotides long. RefSeq names its product protein disulfide-isomerase TMX3 (gene Tmx3). The record is from RefSeq and is a predicted model, not a curated record. The coding region runs from base 246 to 1520 and encodes 424 amino acids. Gene Ontology annotation, cellular component: endoplasmic reticulum. Lineage: Eukaryota; Metazoa; Arthropoda; Insecta; Lepidoptera; Pieridae. Gene Ontology annotation, biological process: peptidyl-cysteine oxidation. Gene Ontology annotation, molecular function: protein disulfide isomerase activity. The transcript has 8 exons.